Hydractinia symbiolongicarpus is the source of this 1613-nucleotide messenger RNA. Its product is annotated as protein ABHD13-like. The record is from RefSeq and is a predicted model, not a curated record. Lineage: Eukaryota; Metazoa; Cnidaria; Hydrozoa; Anthoathecata; Hydractiniidae. Gene Ontology annotation, molecular function: palmitoyl-(protein) hydrolase activity. The transcript is spliced from 5 exons. Bases 453 to 1544 code for a protein of 363 amino acids. Gene Ontology annotation, cellular component: membrane.
UCUAAAUAUAGCUACAACAGUUUGCACAUUUUUGUACAUAUGCGCAUAUUCUUUCAGAUAGAAAAAAGACAUUAUAGGGUAAAAUGGCAAUUAUGUAAUAAAAAAGUUAUAACAUGUUUUCAAGAACCAUAUACCGUCCUAAUAACAUGAUUAUCUAAACAAACCGCUCUAGCGACAAUCUAGCAACUCUGCUGGCCACAUAGCUUUCUUGGUUUUGACUAUAAGCUAUCCCUUCAAAGAACUUUGCAAAAAUGCCAGUGCACAAGGCAUGUGUUUGCAGAUUGUCCUGUUUUUUAAAACGGGUGUAAAAUAAUAAAAAAAUGGAUUAAGCAUUUGAUGUUUUAACUUUCAAACCUAGAAAAGUAUUUAUUUACUCAUUUACUCAUGCAGCCACGCUUAGUCUGCACAAAUUUGCUCUAUUUUAUAUGUAGAUUUAUAGCUAUAUAUGUUAAAUGGAUGAAUUAAUCUCAAAUAGAAAUUUUGCAUCAGACAAAAAGACUGGCUUUAAAUCAAUAGAAAAGAUUGGCAAAAUUGUGCUAUUUGUUUUAAUAAGAUUUUGGAAAGCCUGCAGUAUUGCGUUAUUGUUUCUUUUUUUGCUGUAUUGGUUAUAUGGUGGUAUAGUGACAUUGUUGUUGUUAAUUUGUGCAUUUGUUGGUGCAUUUUACCAUUACCAAGAUGCACUUUUAUAUUUUCCUGAUCAACCAGAGAAUUCUCGGAUUUUUGUUCAGUCACCAAGGUUUUUAGGCCUACCAUACGAAAACUUGCACAUCACUACAAAAGAUGGCGUAGUUUUAAAUGCAAUAUUCUUAAAGCAAGCUGGGGCACGAUUAGGUAUUGCACCCACCAUUAUAAUGUUUCAUGGUAAUGCAGGGAAUAUUGGACAUCGUUUAAUAAAUGCACAUGUGUUGUAUUCUUACACGGGUAGUAAUAUUUUUAUGUUGGAUUAUCGAGGCUAUGGAAAAAGUGAUGGCUCACCAAGCGAAAAAGGUUUUGAACUAGAUGCCGUGGCUUCAAUUGAAUAUCUUUUAAGUCGUUCAGACAUUGAUCAUGAGAAAAUAAUUUUGCAUGGGCGUUCACUUGGAGGAGCUGUAGCGUUUUCACUGUCUUCUCUGGAGCAAUACGCAGAUAUUUUAUUUGCUGUUGUUGUGGAAAAUACAUUUACAAGUAUUCCAGAUAUGUCGAAACAUCUCUUCAAAUAUUUAAAACAGUUGCCAAGUUGGUGUUACAAAAAUAAAUAUCCAUCAAUCGAUCGUGUAAAAUCAAUCACCACUCCGACUCUGUUUUUGUCUGGACUUGCUGAUCAACUAGUGCCUCCCAAGCACAUGUCAAAAUUGUAUAAUCUAUCAGGUGCUUAUGUUAAACGCAUCGAAACAUUUGAGACAGGCACUCAUAAUGAAACGUGGCAGUGUCAUGGGUACACUGACGUCAUCAACAGAUUUCUAAACGAGGUGUACGAAGCAAGAAAACAAGGUCUUAUUCCCAAACGACGGUAUCGAAAAUCACACGGUAUAAAUGAAAGUCCCGAUGCUGUGAUUGAUAUUUGAUUUGUAAUUAUUUGUAAUUAUUUAUAACAUCAUUUUUUCAAAAAAUAAAUAAAUAAAUGUUUUUUUUUA